GAAUCUAUAAAUCAAGUUGGGAAGAACUGACAUCUUGACAAUACUGAGUCUUGCUACGCAAGAACAAGGAAUAUCUUUCCAUUUAUUUAACCCUUUGGGUUUUUUUUAUUAGAGUUUUGUAUUUUUCCUUAUAUAGAUCUUGUACACAUUUUGUUAGCUUUAUACUCAAGUGUUUCAUUUUGGGGAAAUUAUAUUGUGUUUUUAAUUUCAAAUUCUACUCAUUCAUUACUGGCAUAUAGGAAAAUGAUUGACUUUUUUUUUUUAAGUAAUCUCUACACCCAUUGUGGGACUCAAACUCACAACCCUGAGAUCAAGAGUUGCAUGCUCUACUCACUAAGCCAGUGAGGCACCACAUAAAAUGAUUAACUUUUGUAUAUUAACCUUUCUAUAAUCACUUAUUGUUUCAAGAAUUUUUGCUGUUGUUGUCAGUUCAUUUGGACUCUCUACACAAUCAUGCCAUUUGUAAACAAAGACAGUCUUAUUUCUUCCUUCUCAAUUUUUAUACAUUUUAUUUCCUUUUCUUGUCUUAUUACAUUGCAGUAUGAUGUUGAAAAUGAGUGGCGAGAAAGGACAUUCUUAGCUUGUUCCUGAUCUGAGCUUCUGUGAAAUUCACAAGUACCUCUGAGUUUCCCCUCCUUAGGUGGGACAGGAUGGGAGAGUGAGUACACCAUGAAAUGUUACGGCAUGCUGGAGUUGAGUAUUUCCUUCUCCCCAGAUUGGUUAAGCUCUGAUAAAACUCCAAUAGUUUAGGUUCUGGUAAGACAGUUUCUCUUUAGGGAAGGCCUUGUUAAGAUGAACAGAAUGUUCUGGCAUGUUUCACAAUGGUUCCUUUUCUCCUCCUUCUUCCAGAAGUGUAAGGGGACUUUUCUCUGAUAUUCACUGUGAAAACCUGAUCAAGGUGGGCUGGAGGUAAAACUCACUAAAUUGUAAGGAUGUCCCUAAGAUUGGAUACCCCCAGAGUUUGUAAUCUCUCAGAUUUGUCCACCCUGAACCUCCAGCAAUUCAUCAACUACAGUUCAAAUUUCCUAUCCUCAUAUUGGUUCUUGCAGGGGUUUAUAUACUAGUAAGUUGUGAUUCUCUGUAUUUGUCUUUCUAUCUCUCUAAUUUUGAGAGCCACAGUUUGCCGUAUGAUCUCAUUUCUCUGACGAACCUAAGAAGAGUUGUUGAUUUUUCAGUUUGCUUAGCUUUCUACUUGUUGUUAUAAUGGAGUGGCCACCUCCAAGUUCCUUGCAUGCCACACUAGAAACUAGAAGUCCACUCUUUUUUUUUUUUUACCUUUUUUAGUUUCAAUCAAUAAGCAUUUCCUGAAUCAUUAUAUUCCAAGCACUCUGCUAGACAUUGAGUAUACAAGGAUAAGUCCUUGCUGCUGAAGUUCACAGACCAAAAGGAAGUAUAGACAAAUUACAAUACUAUGUAUAAAGGUUAUGAAAGAAGUAAGCACAAGCUGCUGCAGGAUCACAAAGUCUGGGACUGAGGGUUGAAUUCAGAGAAGGCUUCCUCAAAAGGGUUAGAUUAAAGUGAAUCCUGACUAAUAUUAACUCAGACAAAGAUAAAGUGGGAAGUGUGAUAGAUACCAUGUGCAAGGUAAAUACCAUUUGCACCAUGUGCAAAGGAAGGACCAAGAUGGGUUUAAGAAACUGCAAGAAAAAUAAAGUUGUCUGGAGCACAAGAUAACAUGGAGGGAGAGAAUGAGCCUAAACGUUACUCGGCUUUCUACUUCAUGACAAUAAGGACCAUGUUCAGCAGGAAACAGAUGGCUUGCUCAAACUAGUUAAUAGGGAGAGUUAAGGAACUAUUUAUAAAGCCCCCUUUGAACUGAAAAGGAUUUGGGGAAACCAUCAGUGAAAAGUCAUGACUCCUAAGCCUGAUCACAUAAGUGAAAGGAGCAGUUAACAGAACAGAAAGGGUGGCUCUAUGGAGAAGGUUGCCUGUGAGGAGCUCUACUUUAGGUAAAAGAACACAGACAACUCUCUGUAAUCUGGUAAGGAGAGAACCAUGGAAUAAACACACAGAUCUCUGGACCUCUGAUCUUCUGCCCAUAUCUACCAUUGGUUAGACCUAAUCAGAGACUGGAUGGCAAGGGAACCCAUUGAUGUAGUCCAUAUCAGUCAGCCUUCUUGAACAAGGACAAGGAUGAAGAGUUGGAUCCAAAGGGACAUAUGAAAGAUAUCCAACACAUCACUACACCCUCAGUACCUAACACAACACCUGGCACAGAGGAGGUAUUGAAUGGUUGAAUGAGAUCAUAUAGGAAGCAGAAGCCUAAUCUUGCCGGGUUUAACUAAUUCAUGCUAAGAAAUUAGGACUUUACCUCAUAGCAGUGGAGUGCAAUCAGAACAGAGGAGAGACACAUCAGAUUUGCAUCUUAGAGGCAAAUUUGUCAAGAAUAAACUGAAGCCUUGUAGCAGAAGUAACAGGUAAAAGGCUGUUAUAGCAAUCUAGGACAGAGAUGACAACAAGAUGUUCUAAGAAAAAGGAAACAGAAAAACAAAAUGGACUUGAAAGCAUCAAAGAGUUGGGAUUGGCAGGAUAUGGCAUGAUUGAAUGGUGGGAAACAAGAAAAGGACAUAGGAAGGGGGUGUAGGAUGAAAAGAAAAGAGCUCUCAAAGACCUCUUGGGUUUGGUGUGUCUAUAAGAAACCUGGAUUUGUCAGGCAGUUUGCUAGGUGUUUGAAACUCAACAGGUAUAUGGAUUGGAGGAAGGGAUUGGACUAGAUCUGGCAAAUGAGGCAGAGACACUGUACACUUCCUGUUAGUUCUGUUUCCUGGGGUGGGGGAGGGGCAGGAAAGUGUGUUAGGUCAGAGUGGGUUAGGUUCUGUGGCAGUUGAGAAGAGCAAUGAGCCAGAAACUAGGAUGGAGAGAAGGGAAGGAAAUGCCAUGCCCUUACACAGGGUUUACAAUUCCAGCAUCCUGUGUUACCCAACAUAUAGGCCAAUUCUCCCCUACCGCAUGUACCACUUCUCUUCUAUGUCACCACACCAGCGACAGCUUCUGGAGAGGACCCAAAGCUACAUCCGCAUGUUCUGUGCUGGCCUCAUGGGCUUCAUCUUUGUCCUGCUGAUGUGCUUGUCCCCUUUACAUUGGGUGCGGUUCAUGGUAAUGAAGGACAAGAAGAAACUCUUUGCGGGGCUCUGGACUGUGUGCCACCAUGAUCUCUGCUGGAGCCACGUGCCAAAAGCACCCUACUACCUCCAAUACUCCAGGGCCUUCUUCCUCAUCUCUGCCUUCAUCAUCCUCAUUAUCAUUAUAUGGCUCAGCACCUUUCUCACCAAAGGGCCAGGAGACAAAACCCACAUAGAUCUGGGCAUGUCCAUCCUCUCUUUCAUCUCAAGCACCUGCCUACUCCUCUGCCUCAUUUUGUUCCUGAUGCAAGUGAAAUUGUACAGUAGGAACGUCUUGGAGCCCCAUUUCCUAUUAGCCUACCGCCUCAAUUGGUGGGGCAGUAUCUUCUACAUGACAGUUGGGUUCCUCUCUGGACUCAAUCACAUAAGUUCUCGGGCUACUUCUCCAGAUCAAAAUCUCCUUGUGAUUCCUAUAACAAGGACAAGAAUAGGAAAUACGGCCAGAGUAGACCGGGGGCUAACUGAAACAAACACGACAUGAUACUUUACAUGGAAAACCCGACAGACUCCACCAAAAGUCAGCUAGAACUGAUACAUAAAUUCAGCAAAGUCGCAGGGUACAAAAUUAAUGUACAGAAAUUGGUUGCAUUUUUAUACACCAGUAAUGAAGCAACAGAAAGAAAAAUAAAGAAAGUGACCCCAUUCACAAUUGCACCAAGAAUCAUAAAAUACCUAGGAAUAAACCUAACCAAAGAUGUAAAAGAUCACUAUACUGAAAACUAUAGAAAGCUUAUGAAAGAAAUUGAAGAAGAUACAAAGAAAUGGAAAAACAUUCCAUGCUCAUGGACUGGAAGAAUAAAUAUUGUUAAAAUGUCAAUACUACCCAAAGCAAUCUACACAUUCAAUGCAAUCCCAAUCAAAAUUGCACCAGCAUUCUUCUCAAAGCUAGAACAAACAUCCGACUUCGGCUCAGGUCGUGAUCUCACUGUCCGUGUGUUGGAGCCCCGCGGUGGGCUCUGUGUGGACAAGCGUGGAGCCUGGAGCCUGCUUUGGAUUCUGUGUCUCCCUCUCUCUCUGCCCCUCCCCUGCUCACGUUCUGUCUUUCUCUCUCUCUCAAAAAUAAAUAAAAAUUAAAAUAAUUAAGAAAAAACAAAUUUGACCAUUUUAAGGUUCUUUUUUUUCUUGCUUAUAAACUGCCCUCUGGAAAAGCUGUACUAAUUUGUACUCUUAUGAGUCAUCAUUCUGUUCCUGCUGCUCCUCUCAAAACUCAGAGUUGUAUAAAAUCUAUAUACCAUUUUGACAGGUGAAAGUUGUAUAUUGUUAUUAAUUUCCAUUUCAUUUACUAAUAAAGUUGCACUUUUUUGUUAUUUAUUGGACAUUUGCAUAUUAGUUUAAGUCUCUCUCUACCCCCCAAACACACAAAGUAUGUGUAUUAUUAAUUCAUGAGAUUUUAGAAUACAUUAAAGAUAAAUAACCUUUUGUCAUACACGUUGUGAAGAUUUUCCCCAUUUUGUCUUUUAUUUAUGAUUUUUUUUUUAACAGAAGGAAGCUUCAAAUUAGUCACAUCUAUUCGUCUUUUGCUUUAGAGAUUUGCCUUUGGUGCUAUCCUUGAUAAUGCUUUUCCCACUCCCAGAUGAUUAAAUAUUCACCAAUAUUUCUUGAA
Neofelis nebulosa (Clouded leopard) is the source of this 4725-nucleotide messenger RNA. Its product is annotated as transmembrane protein 202-like. The coding region runs from base 2854 to 3603 and encodes 249 amino acids. Gene Ontology annotation, cellular component: plasma membrane. The transcript has 6 exons. Lineage: Eukaryota; Metazoa; Chordata; Mammalia; Carnivora; Felidae. The record is from RefSeq and is a predicted model, not a curated record.